CUUGUAAUGGUUGACCUAUUGCCGGCGUGGUAUUCUUCAAAGACACUGCCAAAAAAAAUAGAAAGAACCAUGCUUCAAGAUAUCUUUACUUUACAGGAGUGGUCCACUCUCCAACUCAUUUUUGGUCUUGCAACCGCACUUCUGCUAGCAAAAUCAUUUUUUAAUGCCAUAUAUGCCGAAAAUUCCUUCAAAUAUGCCGAAAGUAAGCUUCAUGGUGCUGUGGCCCCGAAAUUAACUCCCUCUCAUGGAAUCUUUGGCUGGAGGGACCUCUCUGCGUUAUUUAACCCAAAACAACUGUUUCCAAUAACAACACUACCCUCUCGGCACGACAUGUACGGAGACACAUUUGCAACCAGGUAUCUGAAUAAGGAGAUACUAUUCACCUCAAAUCCUCUCAACAUAAAGGAGCUUCUAACAAAUCGACAUGGUUAUUUUGAUACUACUGAAAUGCGACAACGAGGAUUGUCAGAGAUCAACUGGCACCCCUUUAGCAAUGACCGGCACUUCGACAUGCACAGGUUGGUAGUCGGCUACAUUGCGAAGAAUAUAAAAGACCUCUCGGCCAAAAUAGAUCAUCUUAUCAUUCAAUCUCUUGCUGAUAUCUGCAACGAGUCUUUUCCAGUUUCGAAAAAGAAGGAGAUCGAGAUAACUGAGUUAAGCAAUCAGAUUGUUAUACACUUUAUCAACUACAUGGCCUUAGGUGAAGAAAAGGAGCUCGAAUUGGUUGGAAAUUCCGAUGCUCGACCCGCAUUUAUAUCUCAUUUUAUAUCUUUUUUUAGGCCAUUGUUGUCUGGCCUUGGGAUGACCGUGUUCAUGCCUCCUUAUAUUGUUUCUCUUCUUUUUCCAUCUAUUGCCAAAAAGAAACAGAUAACUCGCAAACUAUUUCUAUCAAUGGCCGGAAUGGUUGGAUUACAAAAUAAAGAUCAAGCCACCCAUAGUCUAGGUUCUACCUUCGCAAAUCACUUUCAACAGGAAACCAUUACGUCAGAUCAGCUAUUCAAUUUUUACGCAGCAGCAACUCAAGGAACACUUGGGAGUAUGCAAAUCGGCUUAGCUCUACUUGCCCAAAAUCAAGCCGCUCAGGACAAGCUUCGAAGAAUUGUGCGCAGUACAUUCCCUUCUACUGAGAGCAUUACAGAACAAGCACUACUUCAGUGCCAGUAUUUACAGUGGAUUAUCAACGAGGCACUACGACUUCAUCCUGUCGUGUCGUUGACUACGAGAAUUGCAUUACGGGACUGUACUCUGCCCGCCGGAGGAGGUCCCAAUCACUCGCAGCCUGUGAUAGUGCGCAAAGGUCAACAGAUAAUCGCCUCGUAUACGCACCUCCACAGGCGUCAGGACGUAUGGGGCCCGGAUUCUAACAAUUUUGUACCAGAGAGGUGGAACGAAGAGAAUUCAAAAACGUUUCUUCCAUUUGCCUAUGGCCCCUCCACUUGCCCAGGUUCACGUAUCGGUCGACUUACUACAUCCAUUUGGCUAGUACGUUUGAUGCAACAAUUCGACAGCAUCGAAUCUUGCAUGAAUGAAACAGAUAGCAAUAGGGAGCCAAAACUUCGGAUGGGUUAUACUGUUACAUUAACACUCAAGAAAACCCGUCUGAUGUUUACACACAGGAGUAAUUAAAUCAUCCAUGUAUUUACCUAGGGUACCGUGUGACACAGACACUACAGCAGAAUAGGGAUCCCGAAUCCACUUUGGAAUUUCCAAAAUAAGGAUAAGUACACUAUAGCCACCUCUGUGUUAUCACACAUGGCUUUUAGCUAAAAAUUAGUCAGGAUUUACUUAACCAGCCAACUAUAACACUUCGAGCUGGUAACGCAAUAUAUCUUGUAAUAAUCCCUA
Trichoderma asperellum CBS 433.97 is the source of this 1845-nucleotide messenger RNA. RefSeq lists its product as uncharacterized. NCBI's taxonomy places the organism in Eukaryota, Fungi, Ascomycota, Sordariomycetes, Hypocreales, Hypocreaceae. Gene Ontology annotation, molecular function: oxidoreductase activity, acting on paired donors, with incorporation or reduction of molecular oxygen; monooxygenase activity; heme binding. The record is from RefSeq and is a predicted model, not a curated record.